GGUGACUCGAGCAGCCGGAAGAGGUGACCUGUACCAGCCAGGCCUGCUCCUGUCACCACCCUGGGGCCAUGCGGGUGCCACAGAGGGGUGACAGGGUGAGACCGAGGGGACCCCGCCAGGGCACAGAGCCCCUGCGGUGGCACGGGACCAGGGUGCGGUGGGUGCCCGGCCAGGGCGGGGGCCACCAUGGCACCCCCAGCCCGCGUGCCCCUGGUGCUGCUGCUGCUGCUGGCGGCCGAGAGGACGGCGAGGGGCACCUUCCCCGAGGAGCCCGGGCCCAUCGCCGUGGCCCCCCCGGACUAUGUGAAGCACUACCCCGUGUUCGUGGGGCACGGCACCGCCCGCCCGGGGGGCCCCGAGGGGGGGGGCACCCAGCGCCUCAACAUCCAGCGCAUCCUCAAGGUCAACAGGACCCUCUUCAUCGGGGACAGGGACAAUGUCUAUCGGGUCAGCCUGGAGCCCAGCGGGGCCGCUGAGAUGCGCUACCACCGGAAACUGACGUGGCGCUCGAACCAGCACGACAUCAGCAUCUGCAGGAUGAAGGGCAAGCACGAGGCAGAGUGCCGAAAUUUCGUCAAGGUGCUGCUGGUGAGGAACGAGAGCCUCCUGUUCGUCUGUGGCACCAACGCCUUCAACCCCGUCUGCGCCAACUACAGCAUGGACACGCUGGAGCCCGUCGGGGACAACAUCAGCGGCAUGGCCCGAUGUCCCUACGACCCCAAGCAUGCCAACGUGGCCCUGUUCACAGGGGGGAUGCUCUUCACCGCCACGGUGACGGAUUUCCUGGCCAUCGACGCCGUCAUCUACCGCAGCCUCGGGGACAGCCCCACCCUGCGCACCGUCAAACACGACUCCAAGUGGUUCAAAGAGCCCUACUUCGUGCACGCCGUGGAAUGGAGGAGCCACGUCUACUUCUUCUUCCGGGAGAUCGCCAUGGAGUUCAACUACCUGGAGAAGGUGGUGGUGUCACGGGUGGCCCGGGUGUGCAAGAAUGACAUGGGGGGCUCGCAGCGGGUGCUGGAGAAGCAGUGGACGUCCUUCCUCAAGGCCCGGCUCAACUGCUCCGUGCCGGGCGAUUCCCACUUCUACUUCAAUGUCAUCCAAGCCGUGACAGACAUCCUGGAGCUGGAUGGGCGCCCCGUGGUCCUGGCUGUGUUCUCCACGCCCACCAACAGCAUUCCCGGCUCCGCCGUCUGCGCCUUCGACAUGACCCAAGUGGCCGCGGUCUUCGAGGGACGCUUCCGGGAGCAGAAAUCACCCGAGUCCAUCUGGACACCCGUGCCAGAGGACAUGGUGCCAAAGCCACGGCCCGGGUGCUGCGCGUCCCCGGGGAUGCGCUACAACUCCUCCAGCGCCUUCCCCGACGAGAUCCUCAACUUCGUCAAGACCCACCCGCUGAUGGACGAGGCGGUGCCGGCCCUGGGCAACGCCCCCUGGAUCCUCCGCACCAUGACCCGGUACCAGCUCCGUAGGAUCGUGGUGGACAACGCGGCGGGGCCGUGGGGCAACCACACCGUGGUGUUCCUGGGCUCCAGCACCGGCACCGUGCUCAAGUUCCUCAUCCUGCCCAACGCCACCAGGAGCCCUCUGCCCACUGCCCCUGGCAGCCAGAGCGUCUUCCUGGAGGAGUUUGAGACCUACCAGCCUGGCAGGUGUGGCCGGGACACGGAGGACGAGCGGCGGCUCCUGGGGCUGGAGCUGGACAAGGCUGCGGGGUCCCUGCUGCUGGCCUUCCCCCCGUGCGUGGCCAGGGUGCCUGUGGCUCGCUGCCAGCAGCACUCGGGCUGCAUGAAGAACUGCCUGGGGAGCCGGGAUCCCUACUGUGGCUGGACACCCGAGGGCUCCUGCAUCUUCCUGGAGCCCAGCCCCAGGGUGGCCUUCGAGCAGGACAUCGCCGGCGGCAGCACGUCCCACCUGGGCGAGUGCGAGGGGCUGGUGACGGAGAGCUUCGUGGACGAGCCGGACGGGCUGGUGUCGGUGAACCUCCUGGUGAUCUCCUCCGUCGCCGCCUUCGUCAUCGGCGCCGUCAUCUCCGGCUUCAGCGUGUGCUGGUUCAUCGGACACCGGGACCGCAAGGAGCUGGCGCGGCGCAAGGACAAGGAGACGAUCCUGGCGCACAGUGAGUCGGUGGUGAGCGUCAGCCGCCUGGGCGAGCGGCGGGCGCGCGGAGCUCUGCUGGCCCCGCUCAUGCCCAACGGGUGGCCCAAGGAGCUGGGCAAGGUCACCCAACACGACCUGGACUCGGGGGUGCUGCCCACGCCGGAGCAGACCCCGCUGCAGCAGAAACGCUGCCCCGGCGCCCUCCAAAACUGCACCUGGGAGCAGAGUCACAACAUCAUCAACGCGGCUUUGCGGGACCCUGGAGGCUCCGGCCCCGCGGGCGCCGGGCGGGGGAACGGCGGCUCCGGCCGCCCGCCGCGGGGCAUCCCCCUCUCCUGCCACGCCAUCCUGGUGGACCAGGAGCUGGAGGCCGAACUCAGCGACUCCUCAGGUGACGGGCACUGGGGUCGAGACCCUCAGGAGGGGCCCCGCACCCGGCAGCACCCACCCGCCGGCGCCCGCCGCCCGCCCCGCAGCUCCUACGGCGACUUCGGCGGGACGCCGCACCCCAGCCCCGAGCGCCGGCGGGUGGUCUCGGCACCCAGCGGGGAGGGGGGAGACUUUACCGAGGGGCCGCCCUGGCACCCCGAGCAGCUGAACUUCAACGCCAACAACGGCACGGGCCGCCCCGGCGCCCACCUCAAGAGGAACCACACGUUCAACAGCGGCGAGGCGGCGGCGGGCGGCUACGGGCGGCACGGGACGGCAGCCCGGGCAGCGCGGGCACCGGGCACCCCGCGGCCGCUGACGGACCUGCACCACCUCCUGCGCUACGGCGUGGAGCGGACUCCCUCGGGAAAAUAGGGUGCCACCCUAUGUGCGUCCCCCUGGCCAGGACACUGAUGGGGGCCCCGGCUCCCUGGGGACAGGGACGGGUGGCCGGGCAGGAGCUGCGGGCAUGGGGUGAGGUGCUGCAUGGGUGAGGGGGGGACAGGCACCCCCUGGGUGCGCCCGGAGAGGGUUUGGGGGUGUGCCCGGCCGGCGUGGGGCAGUGCCCUGCGCUCCGGCUGCGCUGUCCCCUGUGCCAGGGUGGACCGUCCACCGUGUCCCCUCCCCAGGCUGGAGCCAGGGCCCGCAGCACCCUGGGAGGGGCAUCCCUGGGGGGCAGCAGGAUGGACAGACGGACACGGGCACUGGGCUGUGCCCCCCAGCCCGCAGCCCCACAGUGGCACCUUGGGGGUGCUGCCAGCCCCCUGGGGACACCCGGCCGCGGGUGUUUUGGUUGUGGUGAUGGAACCUGGUGAGCGUUUUGGGUGCGGGGGGCUGGGGGCCCCCGAGUGUGGCGUUAUCUGGGGAUGGGGCACACUCUCACCCCCAGUCUGGGGUCAGCCCUUUCCCAGGGCCAGCCUGGGGGUCGCCCACCCUCCCCCCCCCGGCACCCCCUCCUGGAAAGCACAGCCGGGGUGGGGGGGCACCGCGGGGGGGUCCCCACCGAACCCACUCUCUGCUGGCAAAGGGUGCCCUUUCGGUGCCACCCCAGCCCGGCACCCACCCGGGGUGGAGUGUCGCGGGGGAGUGGCAGGUCCCCGGGGGAUGGCAGGUCCCCAGGGGGUGGCAGGCUGUAAAUAGGGCAGGGGGCGGCGGGAGCCCCCCCCCCCCCCCAGCGGCCAUGCAUGCGGCCGCCCGCGGGCUGUACCCCGCGGCCCCAAUAAACACCCGGUUACCGGAGGCGACUCCCCCGCC
Messenger RNA from Serinus canaria (Common canary), 3783 nucleotides. It is a transcript of the gene SEMA6B, whose product is annotated as semaphorin 6B. NCBI's taxonomy places the organism in Eukaryota, Metazoa, Chordata, Aves, Passeriformes, Fringillidae. Gene Ontology annotation, biological process: negative regulation of axon extension involved in axon guidance; axon guidance; semaphorin-plexin signaling pathway. The record is from RefSeq and is a predicted model, not a curated record. Gene Ontology annotation, molecular function: chemorepellent activity; semaphorin receptor binding. The transcript is spliced from 17 exons. Bases 187 to 2904 code for a protein of 905 amino acids.